Pelobates cultripes (western spadefoot toad) is the source of this 5048-nucleotide messenger RNA. The record is from the annotation of a GenBank genome assembly. NCBI's taxonomy places the organism in Eukaryota, Metazoa, Chordata, Amphibia, Anura, Pelobatidae.
AUGGCUGAAACACAUUGCAGGAGUAAAUAUCAUACUGAUGGGUAUGAAAGUCACACAGACAUGGUGGCAUAAUGAAUUAUAAGGAUUGCUGAAUUACAAUGCAUUUGAAAGAAAUGCUGCAAUCCAAUAGUCAAGUAUUUUGUAUAACAUUUUCUGCACUGCUAGUUGCUUUAAUAUAACCAUUAAAAUAUGAACGAUUUGCUCCUAAACCAAAGAUCACUAUUAAGAAUCACUUUAAAUGGUGAUUCAUCACUAUGGUGUCCAAAUGGAUAGAAUCACAGUGGUACAUGCUGUUUCUACCAUUUUGCCUUUUUUGUAGGCGUCCUGUUAGGUCCAACCACUCUAACUACUGGUAAUAUACAGUAUCCUUUUUCCCAUCAUGUUGGCAACCACAGGUUUCAUUAUUAUGCUAGUAGACUGAUAGAAACCACAGAAGAGGACAAUUGUGUUAUUUGACACAUAACAGGAGACUUGUGCUCUCAGCAUACUAGCAUCAUAACCAUCACUAUAGUGGACUGUGUUAGUUAUCGUACUUAGAGUGACCAUUUAAAAUAGUAUCAGACUAUUAUUUACAUAUUUAGGUUUUGUUUUGCAGUUUUACAGUAACAUACAACUUUUCUCCUUGACCAGGUGCGCCGCAUUGUUAAAGAAGAUGAGGCAAUUGCUAAAGUAAAAGCAGAGGAGACACAGUCAAUUGCUGAUGAUGCUCAACGAGAUCUUGAUGAAGCUAUGCCAGCUCUUGAUGCAGCCAAUAAGGCUCUGGACUCGCUGGACAAAGCUGACAUUUCAGAAAUUCGAGUGUUCACUAAACCCCCCGACCUUGUAAUGACAGUCAUGGAAGCAAUAAGCAUCUUACUGAAUGCAAAGUGAGAACUCAACAUACUCUUUUUACUUAACAUUUUUUCUUAAACAUCUCUAUUUCAUAACUUUGUGUAGAAAACUGUAUUUAUUUUCCUUGUUUAGGUAAACUAAAGGGACAGUCUAAACAAUUUUAUCCUUUCUGUAAGAGUGCAACUUUACAUUGCACUUACCGAACUAAUGUUUUUAUCCUCACAUUGGCACACUAUGUUUGCAUUUCUCCCUCUCUUACCUAUGUACAAAUGAGAUAAGAGAGAACCCCAAAAGGCUACAUCGUUUAAAGAAACCCAUAUGAGCCUGCAAUCAAGUUAUAUUUUGUUAGUGCAAUAAUACCACCAGCCUUCCAUAGAGUCUACAGUUCUAUACUAUUACAUGUAUUUUUUCCCUAGAUUGCACCCUGGACAGCUGUGUUUUUAGGACUGCUUUUGGAAUCACUAUUCCAGAUAUAUAAUCCAGUUAUCUGAAUAAUUUAUGUUCUGAUUUAUUUCAAUGCUGAUUCUGGGUUUGUGUUAUAGGAAUGCAAUAGAAAAUGUUGUAAUAAUAUUGAAAAUUAAGUGAUGCCAUUAGUCCCAAAUGUAUUUAACAUAGAACUUAGCAGGGUCUGCGCUAUCUUCAUAGUCUGCUGAAUACAUGAGAAUUGAAUUUAAUAAAUGAGAAUUUAGUUUAAUAAUUGCCAAAUCUGUCAAUUCUUGAUUAAAAAAAGACUAGAAUGUGGAUUAUAUAUAUUUGUAUAUUUUACUUAUAAGAAUUGUGGUGAGAUAAAAAAGUAACCAGAUUAUUCUGAAAUGUACUAUUGUACAUUAUGUACACAUCUUAAAGGGACACUAUAGUCACCAGAACAACAACAGCUUAUUGACUUUGUUAAGGUGAGUAGAAUCAUUACCUUCAGGCUUUUUGCUGUAAACAUUGUCUUUUCAGAGAAAAUGCAGUGUUUACAUUACAGCCUAGUGAUAACUUCACUGGCCAUUCCUCAGAUAGCUGUUAGAGAUCCUUCCUGGGUCAUGGCUGCCUAAAAUGCAUCCAAACAUUCAGUAUCUCCCCCUCUGCAUGCAGACACUGAACUUUCCUCAUAGAGAUUCAUUGAUUCAAUUCAUCUUUAUGAGGAGAUGCUGAUUGGCCGGGGCUGUGUUUGAAUCAUGCUGGCUCUGCCCCUGAUCUGCCUCUUUGUCAGUCUCAGCCAAUCCUAUGGGGUAGCACUGUGAUUGGAUCAGGCUACCACUUCUGAUGAUGUCAGCAGACUGCUUGUUUUUGUUAGGCAAACAGCAUGCAGAGUUAUAGCUUCUGGCUUGAAUACAGUAAGAUGUUACUGUAUUUAUGGAGGCAUGAGGGGCCCGGGGGGGGGACUAGAUUGUGGUGUUAACACUAUAGGGUCAGGAAUACAUGUUUGUGUUCCUGACCCUAUAGUGAUCCUUUAAAUGUUAUAUUUAUACAAUUAUCCUAGAAUGCCAUGCAAAGAUGCACUGUUUUAAAAUAUAUAUUGGACAUCUAACAAUGAACAGUGCAGCUUUAAUUUUGGAAAUUUGACAAAAUUGAUAGCCAUCUGUGCUUAUUUGCAUGUUAAGCAUGGUAUUCUUGGUAAAAUUAUUUGAAGUUUUGCCUUGGGAUAUGUAUAUUAUACACAACAGUACAUUGUAUUUCUUCAUUUCAUAGAAGGCUUAAUUUGGCUACAGUCUGUCUGUAGGAAUAGCACACGUGCUUAUAUAAUAGAACAAACAAGAACAUAUUUCAAAAUAAUCAUGCUUCACUUUUCAGGCCUGACUGGUCAUCAGCAAAACAACUACUUGGAGAUUCAAAUUUCCUCAAACGGCUUUUAGAAUAUGACAAAGAAAAUAUAAAGCCUCAGAUAUUGAUGAAACUACAGAAAUACAUAGCAAAUCCAGAAUUUGUGCCAGAGAAGGUUGAGAAGGUCUCUAAGGCAUGUCGUUCCAUGUGUAUGUGGGUGCGAGCCAUGGAUUUGUAUUCAAGAGUGGUGAAAGAUGUGGAACCAAAAAAAAAAAAGCUUGCAGCAGCACAGGUACUACUUUUGGUUUUCAAUACAUAGGAAACAUUGCAUAUGUCAAGAUAUUAAGUAAAACCUCAGUGCUUAGAUGUCCAACUCUUAGACUUCCAAACAUAAAUGCAACUGUAUUAUACCUGACAAAAUCUCAAUUAAACUUUGAACAUUGACUUGAUUCAGUAUAUUCAUAAGGAAGAGUUGCUUCCCAGCAAGAACGAAUGAUGUGCCUUUUUAUGGAUGUGUAGAAGAAAAAGAAUAAAGAAUUGAUAUAAGCACCCUAACCACUUCCAGCCAUUGUAGUGGUUAUGGGGCAAAGAUUUGUUGAGUACUAUCUGAUAUUUUCAAGUGGUUAGACAAAAGAAUGUGCUUAAACCUCACUUGCGGGUGACUUAGCUUGGUUGAAAAUCCACAUCUGAAUUAUUUUAUUGGCACGUGAAGGGAUUUUAGUUCCUGAGAGCUCUUUUAUUGUCUAACAUCUCAAAAAUGGUUUGAGUGAAUGACUAGGAGAGAGCAUUCAGAGCUCCAUAACCGCUACAAUGAGCUGCAGUUGUUAUGUUGCUAAAAGUGUCCUCUUAAGUGAAUACUCUUGUGGAUAUGUUACUAUUUGCAGUUUUGCAAGUUUAAUGAGGUCCUAUAUCCUUUUGUGUUUUUCUUCAUGUUUGUUUUAGCACCUUUCAUUGAAUGUUGAUUUUUUUUUUAUAACGCAAAACACCUUUUGAAUGCAACUUAGAUACCCUUUAUGUAAAUGGAUGUUCACCAUAGAUAUGCUGUUCCUUAUACUUUAUAUGGCAAUCAAGGUUAUUUUCGCCUUGUAACAGGAAUCCUGGCCUUUAUGAAAUGCAAUUGACAUUUACUGUUUGUUUUUUGUCUGCAGGCUGAACUAGAUGCCACGAUGGCUACACUUCGACAAAAGCAAAAAAAGCUAAAGGACGUAGAGGAACAAAUUAGAGAGCUGCAAGAUCAAUACGACACGAGCCUUGGAGAAAAAGAAAGCCUAGGUAACAAUACAUUUCUUAAAAACAAGGUCUUCAUUUUUGAAUGUGUCAAAAAGGACUUUAUUUUUCAACCAAAAAUAGUUAUUAUAUUAUUAUUAUAUUAUAAUAUUAUUUUAAAAGGUAUAACAAAUGUCUUGAAAUUUCUUUCUGAUUACACACUAUUUUAUCUCUGGUCUUUUCUGCAUAGAGCAAAACUAUAAUUUUAUUAAUUAUAUCAAUUGUAAUAUUAAAUUAUAUUUGCAAAAAAGAAAAAGGUACUAUAUAAUCUCCCAACCAAGACAAGAGGAAACGUGCCAAACACCCAACAGUGUACCUCACAUACACCAAUAUAAUAUGAACAAAAAAGUAAAUCUAUACUGUAUAAAAUACUAGUAUAGAUUAAAGGGGUAGCACAAAAAAUAUAUACAACCUGUAGAUAAUACAAGAAACUUCCUUCACAAGAUCUAAAAUAUAAGAAAAAUCACACAAUAGUGAAGCAUGUACAGUCAAUGUAUAAUACACUCCCGGAGGUAGAGAACUUACAGGACCAAACUGUAGAUCUGAACUUGUCUCCCUUCCAUAGGGUAUGUGGAUAAAAGGUUCUUUUCUUAGGAAGCUUGUAUAUACGGACCAAAGGUGCAAAUUCAAGACGCUCAAUCCUCAGAAGAAAAAGAGGUAUAUAGAGCAGUAUUGUAGAUAAAAAUUAAUUUAUUUAUACAAAAUGCACUUACAUCAAAUAAAAUUCAUAGCAGCAUAUCACCACUAACAAGUGGUACCCAGGAGAAAGAGUCUCUCUGUAGCAAAAUAUCCAACGCGUUUCGUCUUUUGAAAGACUUCUUCAGGGAUAAAGAAUUAAAAAUUCUGUUUUCUUUAUAUAGCCUUCACCAUUUGAAAUUGCCGCGGAAAAUUCAUUCACUUCCGGGUUCGGACUUCUCGGUUUUUGAUUGGACAUCCAUCGUGAUCACUUCCGGUGGAUGUAACAAGAUGUUUUUAUUUCCGCGUUCCAAGCUGGAACGCAUAGCGUCCAUAACGUGCGGCUAGAUGUAUUCAUUUCCGCGUUCCAAGUUGGAACGCAUGGCGUUUAUAACGUGCGGCUCUAUGCCAUGACACUUCCGCGUUCCACCGUGGAACGCACGGACAGACCCAGGCGCACAAGUUGCAUUUGGGGCACCGAACGUCCCAGAGUGGGACACAGGGAGAAAAUACCAAUGACCAUCUAG